This is a messenger RNA of Acanthochromis polyacanthus (spiny chromis), 907 nucleotides long. Its product is annotated as somatostatin receptor type 3-like. NCBI's taxonomy places the organism in Eukaryota, Metazoa, Chordata, Actinopteri, Pomacentridae. The record is from RefSeq and is a predicted model, not a curated record. Gene Ontology annotation, molecular function: neuropeptide binding; somatostatin receptor activity. Gene Ontology annotation, cellular component: neuron projection; membrane. Gene Ontology annotation, biological process: neuropeptide signaling pathway.
GGCUGAAUGAGAGCAGGACUACACGGCGCUGGUGAAAACCCACUGAGUGGAUGCUGGUCUGCUGACCUGUCACUGAUUGGAUCUCACCAAUGUCUGAAGUCUCACAUGCCUUAACACCACAAUGGAGCUCAUCCAGGCCACACAGGUUUCUUUGCUGCCUCAGGAAGCCCCUACAGCUGUCUGGAGUAACAACUCUGUUCCCCCCUACUCCCAUUUCCUGCUUCUGUCCACUACCUCUGAACCGCUUCUCAGUCUCAACCCAGCCAAUGGUUCUUUACUCUUUAACGCCACUUGCCCAAACUGCACUAAAACUAAGCCUGGAUCCCUCCCUGGUCUGGCUGGAAUCUUCAUCCCUCUUAUUUAUGGGAUAGUCUGUGUUGUUGGUUUGGUGGGGAACACUCUGGUUAUCCAUGUUGUCAUCAACUACACUAAGAAUGAGUCAGUCACAAACAUCUACAUCCUCAAUGCCAUUGCAGAUGAGCUUUUUAUGCUGGGUCUGCCCUUCUUGGCAGCGCAGAACGCUUUGCUCUCGUGGCCCUUUGGAUCUCUAAUGUGCCGUGUGGUCAUGACAGUGGAUGCCAUCAACCAGUUUAACAGCAUCUUCUGUCUGACUGUGAUGUCAGUGGACCGAUACUUGGCAGUGGUGCACCCCAUCCGGUCCUCUUGGUGGCGGUGCCCCCAUGUGGCCAAGGCUAUCAGUGGCACAGUCUGGACAGGGUCCUUUGUGGUGGUGCUGCCAGUGGUGGUGUUUGCAGAUGUGCUGUAGGAUGAUGGGAAUGGCAGUAUCGUGUGGCCUGAACCAGCAGAAGUGUGGAAGACUAUUGUGUACACGUGCACUGUUGCCUUCUUCCGCCCCCUGCUGGUCAUCUGCCUGUGCUACCUGCUGAUCGUCAUCAAGGAGGGAUGA